AUGGCCAAGCUGAUAGGGCUCACCAUCGCAGGGCUGUUGCUGGCACUCUACAAGAACCAUCAGUCUUCCUAUCAAAAAAGAUUAACUGCUUUCCGUGAAGUAACUCCUGUAGACCUUCCCAACUGUAAUUUUGUUAAAGGAAUCGAAACAGGUGCUGAAGACUUAGAGAUCCUGCCUAAUGGACUGGCGUUCCUUAGCACUGGACUGAAAUAUCCUGGACUGAAAAGUUUUGAUGCCAAUGAACCUGGAAGAAUACUUCUGAUGGACUUGAACGAGAAGGACCCAGCAGUGUUGGAGUUAGAAAUUAGAGGAACUAAUUGGAAUAAAUCAUCAUUUAACCCUCAUGGAGUCAGCACAUUCACAGAUGAAGAUAAGACGGUGUACCUACUGGUAGUCAGCCAUCCAAACUACAAGUCCACUGUGGAGGUGUUUAAAUUUCAAGAAGAGGAAAGAUCACUUUUGCAUCUGAAAACCAUCACACAUGAACUUUUGCCUAGUGUCAAUGAUAUUGCUGCUGUUGGACCUGAGAGCUUUUAUGCCACGAAUGAUCACUAUUUUGCUGACCCAUACUUAGGAUCCUGGGAGAUGUACCUUGGUCUGUCGUGGUCCAAUGUUGUUUACUACAGUGCUGGUAAAGUCCAGGUGCUAGCAGAAGGAUUUGAUUUCGCUAAUGGCAUUGGCAUUUCCCCUGAUGGCAAGUAUGUCUAUGUAGCUGAAUUGUUGGCUCACAAGAUUCACGUGUAUGAAAAGCAUGCUAAUUGGACUUUAACUCCAUUGAAGGUCCUUGACUUUGAUACCCUUGUGGAUAACAUCUCCGUGGAUCCUGUGACGGGCGAUCUCUGGGUUGGUUGCCAUCCCAAUGGGAUGAGGAUUUUCCACUACGACUCUGAGAACCCUCCUGGUUCAGAGGUGCUUCGAAUCCAGAACGUUCUAUCAGAAGAGCCCAAAGUAACUGUGGUUUAUGCCGAAAACGGCACAGUGUUGCAAGGUACUACAGUUGCUUCUGUGUACAAAGGAAAAGUGCUGAUUGGCACUGUGUUCCACAAAGCUCUUUAUUGUGAUCUGUGA
This is a messenger RNA of Cricetulus griseus (Chinese hamster), 1068 nucleotides long. NCBI's taxonomy places the organism in Eukaryota, Metazoa, Chordata, Mammalia, Rodentia, Cricetidae. The record is from RefSeq and is a predicted model, not a curated record.